Messenger RNA from Acanthosepion pharaonis, 903 nucleotides. NCBI's taxonomy places the organism in Eukaryota, Metazoa, Mollusca, Cephalopoda, Sepiida, Sepiidae. The record is from the annotation of a GenBank genome assembly.
AUGUCCAAGAUUAUUCAAAUUCCUUGCAGCUUCCUCGAUAUACAAAUUUAUUCAAAUCCCCAGCCCUUUCGUCGUUUUCCUUCUGCUUUUUUUUCAUUUUGCCAUAUUCAUCUUUCUUUCUUGUUAGUUUUUCUUUCUUUUUCUGUAAUUUCCUUCUGGCCACGUCUUUUUCAUUUUCACUUUUCAUUCCGAUAUUUCUUUCUUUCUUUCUUUCUUUCUUUCUUUCAUAUUGUUCCUUUUUUCUUUCUUUCUUUUUUCUUUCUAUUUGCUAAAUCCCUUCUUUUAUAUUGUCCGUUUUUCUUUCUUUAUUUCUUAAUUUUCUUUCUUUGUUCUUUAAUUUCCUUCUGGCCAUGUUUUUCUCAUUUUCCCCUUUCAUUCCGAUACUUUUUUCGUUCUUUCUUUCCUUCUUUCUUUCUUUCUUUCUUUCUUUCUUUCUUUCUUUCAGACAUUUCUGUUUAUUCCUUUUUUAUAUACUGUUCUUUCUUUCCUUCUAUUCUUGUUUUUUUUUCUGUAAUUUCUUUCUAUCCAUAUCUUUUUCCUUUUCACCCUAAAACUCCGAUUUUUAUUUCUUCUUAUUUUUCAUUUCGGCAUAUUCUUUCUUUUAUAGCUUUCUUUCUUUCUUUCUUUCUUUCUUUCUUUCUUGUUAAUUUUCCUUUGUUUUUUUUAUUUCUUUCCACAUAUCUAUCAUUUUCCCUUUUCAUUUUUCUUUCUUUCUUUCUUUCUUUCUUUCUUUCUUUCUUUCUUUCUUCAAUAUUUCGACAUAUUACUUUUUCUACUCCGAUCUUUUUUUCUUGCCAGUUUUCCCUUGGUUUUUCUGUAAUUUCUUUUUGCCCGCGUUUUUCUCACUUUCCCUUUCUUUCUUUCUUUCUUUCUUUCUUUCUUUCUUUCUUUGUAACUUUGUAG